CCCGGGCCAGGGGAGGUGGUGUGCCAGGUAUAUGUUGUGGGUGCGUGUACGUGUCUGUCUUACAUGCUCAGUGUCUGUAUGUGUGCCAUGUCGUGUUGUGUGUGCCAGGUCGAUGUGCCUCCCCAAACAACAAAGGGCCGCGAUCUUGAAGAUGUACUUGGGGGACCAGAGCAUGCCUGAGCUUCACCAUACAUGUAUACAUGAGACCCCGAGUGCCCGUCUUUUGGCCCGUCUCACCUGCUUGCGCUUUUACCUUACCGAAGCGGUCUUCCACCCGUCUCUGGACAACUUAGAGUCUCUGAUAGGUAGGCUCUUCUGCAGCCUUACCGCCCGGACCUUCUCCUAUCCCCAGCGACGUCUGCUGCCCACGGAAACAGCGGUCGCUGGGGCGGAGGGUGCUCUCGGUAAUAUUCCUGAAGCUUGAAAGAGCUUCGUAGAGUAGAAAAUGUGGUCCCGAGGGGAAACAUCGGCUUUCAGGGUUUGACUGACAUGGUAGCCCGAUGGAGAUGACCAGUGAGGCCGAGGAGGCUGAUGAUCCAGAGGGCCGUCAGCCCUUGUCUCCUUAUCAGAUUCUUUCUUCCCCUUAUCUUUGUCUUUGUCUAAUCGGUGUCACCGGGCCCCCCGCAGAAGGUUCCCCCUGGAUUUGUGAUAUUGCGGGAAUCACUCUUUUGGUUUUCUGGGAGGUUUGCGAGGUUUCAAAAGCAAGUCCAGGGGGUCUGGACACCAAUAUUAAGUGAUUUGGGAGUUUUGGUGUCGCAGGGACUUUUCCAUGUGUCUUUGUGAAAACUAGGCACCUCGCUCGAGAGACCGCCCAUAAAAGAUCGCGAAAAGCCCUUUUGCUUGAUGAAUGAAUUUGAAAGGUGUGUGUACUGGCUGUGCCAGAUAGCCAUCCAGAACAGCCCUGGCCCUGGUGUCUCGCAGCCGCUCGGCGCGCAGGGCGUCUGUUUUACUCUCUUCGAGUCCCGAAGUAAAAUCCCUUACAUUUUCACAUCAUUCACGUCCAGAAACGAUCCCCCAGAGGAAGAAGCUGAAAAAAGAACGCCAAUGCGUGGGCGAUUUUUUUUUCAUCACUUCGUUUAGUUUAUCUACUUUGUUCCCGUGUGCUUGUCCAUUGCUUUACGUUGUCCGAUUUGGAGGUUCUCUAAGUAAUAUCCUAAGACCCACCUCAGGCCGUACCUAAACCCUAAACCCUAGAUCGGGUUCCCCGGGGAAACCUCAAUUUGAUACUGGCAGACCCUGAUACUGGCCGACCCUAAUACAAAAAAGCUUUUGAGCCCUACAAGCCCUUGACUAUUUUUGACAGUCCAAACGCCGCAGGCAAUAACAUAUACACAUGGCUCUUUUAGAGACACAUAAAGCCCUUCCACGCACCGAGCCCCUACGAGCGGAACGAGUCACGAGCGCAGCGAAUGGGGCUAGCGAAAGAGGCCCAUCGUUUCGACAAACAUAUUGCUCGAAAGAAAGGCGGGCAGUACUUGUUGCCUUGUUACUUAUUGCGCGUUCAGCAUCACCUGUGGUCAAAAAGCGGCACCAGGCAGACAACGGACAAAAAGGUGGGCUUAAGCGACUGGCUCGGCACGGGACGUCCUUAAGUAUGUGGUUUCCUGUCUUUGUAACCAGCCUCCCUGCUUUCUCUCUGUGUUCCCGAUGUUGAUGAUCCUUUUUUUGCGGGCAGGAGAUUUGCUGUAUGUCGGGCAGACGGAGCAUCCUCCAUGCCUGAGAACCUUCCUCCUUCAGUCCGGCUAUCGAUCUCUUCCACGUCACGCCCAUCUGAAAAGACGCAGCCUUUCCCCAUAUUCUAUCUGGAUUCCUUCACAAGUAGCGCUACCUUUCAGCUGGUCAAUGAGGAUCCUAAGCGCAUGUCGGGCAAGCUUUACCCGAAGCUGUAUGGCGAUGUUGAGGCGUUCACACUUGAGGCGUCUGGAAGCGACGGACAGUACAUCGAAAACAUCGAGCCGAAGAAGAGUGUCAACAUCACAGUCACGUACAUCGCGGUCACGUGGAAAGGCGAGCAGCUUCGAGAAGAAGCGGACACUCAGCAGGAUGAUGGCGGCCAUGGGCCGGAAACCAAUGCUGCCUUCGUCCGUCUCCGAAAUGACGUGAGUGCCACCGACCUCCACACAGCAUUAGCCACUCGCCCGCUCCUCAUUUUGUGGUCUCAGGUGUGGCUGCUGCUGGUGGGGAGGAGUGAGCCUCCGAGCGGGGGGCCUACAAAUUUUGCAAAUUUAACCUUGCUGCCUACGGAAUCCCUCUCCAGAUGGCCCGAGUGUCCAUUGUUUCUGGAGACAUGCAAUUCAUCUAUCGAACGAAUUGUUACCGUAGGGAUGGGGUUCCAUACGACUCAGGUGCGUUCUGUCGCCUGGCAUGUCACCUUGACGCAUUAUCUUGGUCUGUCUUUUCAUUCUCGCUUAGCAUUCACCUGUUCUCUAUCACGGCCCCUUGGGUGCAGAUGUCAUGCUUACUGCCGUUGUACCUCGCGGCUCCGAGCCUGUGUUUGUUGCCCAAGAAGUGCUACUCCACCCCGUCGUGAAGAUGGACCAAGCAACUGCUAUCGAUUAUGACGGCGACGGAGAGGAGCAACUUCGCUUCGACGUAAGUGAAGCUUUUGGUACCUGGGCACAAGCACUGCGCCUGCUUCGUCUGCUGUGGUGCAGGCCACCGGCUCGCAUACCCAUGAGUGGGGGAACAGUGUAGUUGCAUACACAUUCAUGUUAGACGAAUCCAUUUACGAACACACAGUAAGUCCAAUUUGAGGAGCCCAUGGGCUUUUGACCUCCGUAUUGGCACGCAGGAAUGCUAUACUGAUGAGAGCGCCUGUGUACGGGAGUUUUCCGCGUCGCUCAAGAUCGGUACCCACACUGCCAGCCUGACUAUCGGUGACAGGAAGGGGCGCCUGCUGUCGGGCGAGAACCAUGUCGUCCACGUGGCUUCGGUGGACGAGAUUCCAGGGUGUGCUCUCUCGCUCUAUGCUGCACAAGAUGGACAUGAUGGUGCCACGUCCGACAUGUCCAGAUGGUUGGGAAGCGAUUCUGAGCCCAUCGUUGGCGCACCCUUGCGUCAGGGCGAGGAGAGUCCUCUGCCGCCUCAGUGGGUUACGUCGAGUAUCAAUGACCGACCAGGCGGACAUGAAGACACCCCGCAAAAGUCAUGCCUCGUUUUCCCGGACGGAGCCGAUGCAUUUUUUGAUUCCCGAUUCAAAAGCAACAUCAUUAUACGGGCGUUGGUAGGAUGGAAGAAACACACUCACCGACACAAUUACUCAUUGGCAGACGCCAUCAGAGACGGUAACCCUCAUUGUGGAGACCCCCGUUGUUUUCCUGUGUUGUGCUGGUUCUCAGGGGACGAUUGAAAUUCUGGAUGGGUCGUCUGACUGGAUGAUGCUGGAGGUAAAAGGAGGUGACAAUUCGGCUGUGUGGAUCCAAGGCAAGGAGACGCAGGAUGGCUCUCGCACAGUCAGCCUGUCUCAACAGGGCACAGAUAACAGAGCCAGCAACAACCGAGUGAGUUUCGAGGUUCGGUGGCUUGUCGGCGAGGCAGGAUCAUCCCGAGACGGAGUGUGGCUUGAGGUCAAAGGAAAGCAUCACUGGCGCAUAGUGCAUAGCCAGAGGUACCAUGAAAUCUACAAUGCUUGGGCAGCGCGAAUGGAUGCAGGAAGCACUUCUUGAUGAGAUGCAGAGAUUGGCCCCCCUUCGUUAACAAAGUGACUCCCGAUGUGAUUCAACCAAAACGCGGGCAAGAUGUAACAAUUCAAGGAGCAGGCUUCCUCAACCCUGAAGUAGACGCGGGAAGGAAAGCGAAGCAAAAGCUGCAGCUUGGCCCACGCGUUCGUGACUCCUGGUGCAGAGUUUGGAGAACGCGACGCUGCUCCUAAACGGCAUCGAGGUGAAGCUCGACGAUCAAACGGACAGCAACAGCACGGAACCGGGGAUACUUGAGUGGACUGGAACACGAAUCAACUACCGACCACAUCCGGUCAGCAUGUGUAGCAUCUUGCGCUGGCAGCAAAUUGCCCAGGUCACGCUGAGUUUGUGUUCCCUUCAGACCACUGAGGACACGGCGAGCGGCAUUCAGAUAAGGACGGCAAAGGGAACCUCCAACCUCUACCCUGUGAAAGUUUCAGCAGCAGCGCAGAUGAGAGACGUCAAGUACGGACAGCCAAAAACGCUUCUAACAGGUCUCUUCGACUUACUCCAGGAGAAUACGACAGAGGCAGAACGGUUGCAACAGCAAGAGAGAAAGCUUCUCAGCCCCUUCCUCCGGGGAGGUCUCGGCCUGACGGGGGACUGGGGCCCAGAUGCGAAGACCUUCUUCGUCGGCACAGCACAAGGGAAGCUCAUGAGUGUGAUGUUCACCAGUAACGACGAGAUAGAUCCGCGGUCCUUGAGAGUCUAUGACACGAUCCGUAGGGCGUACCCGGAGGACUCUCUUAUUGGCAUCGCCUGUGUGUGGCAAAACCCAGCACAAAAGGAGGGGUAUACAGCGGAGUCUUGCUAUCUGUUGCGUUUGGCCUCAGUUGAUCCACUUCGCGACCCCCUCGACCCGCACCUUUACGCGGCUCACGCACCGAUCUACUAUUGGGUCAAGCAAAAAACGCAGCAGGCAGCAAGACACAGGGGAGAAGCGUGGCCGUGUUUGUUCAGUGGAGGAACGGAGUCCAAUGCUUCAAAGGCGAGAAUGACUAUGCCGCUUUUUUGGGGAAGAUCUCUAGGCUGUCUGGACCGAACUUUGCAACUCUAGAGACGCUCGUCGAGGGCCUUCCCAACGGCAAUGGUGACCAUAGCAUGAAUGGCAUACACUUUGACAACGAAGGCAACCUGUACGCUAACGCUGGGUCACAAACAAAUGCGGGAUGGCCGGGUGAGCUAUCACUUCCAAGAGGGGUGUUUUCAUACCGCUCUUGCCUAUGUGUCGCUUUGUUGCCAGAUUGCGGGUUGGGGCGUAGACAGGAACCAUCCGGGGUGAGUGAAGUGUAUUACUAUUCAUUUUCAUGUGCCAUUUAGGCUUGGCGGCUUGCCAGAGUCGCAUCUGACGGGUUCGGUGCUCAAGGUAUGCAUGGAGCUGACGAUGAUUAGGCACAUGUCUUUUCAUUCGCCUUCGACUUUGUCAUAGAUAGAGGUUCACAAUCCUGAUCUGAGCAGUAAGAUUGAGUACGUCUACUACAAAACUCGUGAACCCGUGGAGAAUCCGAAUCAGGUGCGAUGGCCUACGCUGUCUCUUAGCAGCUGUCCCUCAUCUUCAGGUCGAGGGAGACCGCUAUGACCUGGCAGAUGGCAUUACGGGUAUUUCAAUCUGGGCGACCGGACUGCGGAACAACUAUGACUCCACUUACUCAACAAAAGGUCUACUCGUAGCGAGACUCCUGUAGCACUAGCACUAAAAGACACAUGCAGAUAGACGGAUGGAUUGGUAUCAUCCAUAUGCCUUCAGGCGAAACCUACGUCAUCAUGAACGGUCCGAAUUCGUGGCUUGGCGCAUCUGUAAACGGCGAACCAGAAGACAGAGGCUGUACAGCAGCAGACUUUGACACAUGGUAUUCGUGUAGAGCUCAACGGGGCAACGUUUGUAUCUCCGUACAUGAGCCGUCUUGUAGGGAUGAGAUUUACCUUGACAAUGUCCGGAAUCCGCUUUUUCUCCCCAAACCUUAUACUGUGCCAAAAGGGGAGGAACCCAAACAAUGUCAGCCAGUGAUAGGCCCGCAAUUUGGAGGUCCCGACAGGAUAUUCAGAACGUCCGAGGGCGCUCAUCAUGGCCACCCCAAUCCAGCACGAGCACGCAACACCGGUGACACAAGGCAGUGGUAGGUAUAACACUCACAGCAUCCCGUCUCCAAUCACUGUAAGCCCAACGAUGAUGUGAUCGGAAGGCACCACCAUGUCUUGAGGCCCAAUAUGGAAUACACCCCUGGAUGGGAAAUUCCUUCGUCAACAGUAAGUCGUUGGGAGCACCAUAGACGGCAACUUUCUUGCCCGCUGUGCAUGUCGCUGCCUGACUUGUCAGACUGGAGUAACAGAGUACCGGGGGACGUGCUUCGGCGGCAAGCUCCACAACGACAUCCUUGUUUCGAGAUGGAAGCAAGGCAUUUACUUCCUUGAUCUUCGGCAGGAGGAAAUAAGGUGAAACACUCAUUUCAUCAGUGAUGACUGGCUGAAAGAUCCAGCGAACCAUGUGUCGAUGCAUCUUUCUGCCUCCAUACAGGACCCUGACAGACGACACAGGGAAGAACCUUGACAUUGUCUACGGCCCCGGCUGUUCGAUAAUGAUUGUCUCUUUCGACAAGGAUGAGCUGGCCCUUAUCACGCCCGACGAGGAAGCGCUGGAUAGCUUCGAAACGAAGGAAGUAGGGGCUGGCGCGGCUGUCAUUUACGACAUCCUCCCGUGGAGGGCACCUAGAGAGUAGGCUCAUGCUGAGGCUCAUGCUGUGGCCUCAUUUAUGCACGACCUGCCAUUUGCACGACCUGCCAUUUACGUUGCCGCUGUUUCUUGUCAUGUAACCCACUUAUCUGUCAUUUUCAGGUACGACGCGCCUUUCACAAUUGGGGGACGCAGGUUUACGAGAGAGAAAAAGCCAGCUGCGGUUCGCAUAGGUGGCGUCGAGGCCGAAAUAAGUUCGUAUGAUGACACCCGCAUCGAAGGGAUUGUUCGAACAGGGCAUACGGGCGAUAAGCCCGCGAAGAAACUCGUUGAUGUUGAAGUCAUUUUCUCUGAUCACACAACAGCACUUCUCAAAGAAGCGUUCAUGUUUCUCAAUGCACCUCCGCAGUCAGACCCUGACUUGUAGUUAGAACGGACUGUUGAAGCACUAUGUCUUCAAGCACUAGCGUCGACACGGUUGGAGUCAGCUUGGAGAGACGGGAGAAGUUGCUGGCUGAGGUAUGCGGAAAUGAUGGCUGCAGUGUUCAUUCAUUCAUUCAUUCAUGCGUCACUCACACGAGACGAGUACAUGUUUGCUGCUGUUUUCUUCCGUCGGGGCAGACAGGUAGAGUGACUUGCAAACACGAAUCAUGAUCAUUUGUAUCAUCUAGGCCGCCG
Molecule: messenger RNA, 7029 nt
Organism: Vitrella brassicaformis
Lineage: Eukaryota; Vitrellaceae
Source: the annotation of a GenBank genome assembly